GUGGAAACUAGUCUCAUUGGCAACAUCGUCACGUGACCUCCCAUGGCAACCGGUAAGUGUCAUCAGUUCCGCUCUCAAGAGCAGCCUCAGUGCGACUCAACUGAAAAUACACUGACUCACUUUAUAACAACUCUGCUGAUUCAAAUUGACUUUAAAUCGGCCCAGGAGUCCUCCAGCAAGACCACGGCCCUUCUUGCCUCAAAUAUUGGGGCGACAUUAAAGAGAGUUCGAGCGGAACACCAUGAGUCAUCUCAACCCAGGACUUCUUUCAGCCUACAACAGUCUCAAAGACAAACAUCUGGCUGGAUACUUCAGCAACACUCGGAUCAGGAGACACCUGCAGAGAGCUGGACUGAUCACCAGGAGUGGACGUAUUGUUCCAGACAAGGAAUACAGACACAAGCUGAUCCAGAAAGCCCACCAGAGACACAUUCGAGAAUGCCUGGCCCAGGCCAUUUUCCACAAGGUGCUAGAGAUGGAGCGUGUCCAUCAAAUAGAGAUCAAAAGGAAACUGGAGGAGUUUGCAAGAAGGGAAAGAGUACAUAAGAUCAAAGUGGAGCGCUCUAAAAAGUACGAAGAAGACAUCAUCCGUAUUCUGUCUCCACAUCCACCCACGGGGGCGAGGGCUAUCCGAAAACAACACUCUGGGCCGGAGGGGGAGAACUCUGAAUCCUCGGAGUCCCCGGGCUCGUCUCGACCCAACACGGCUCCAGGGACAAUGCAGAGGCCGGCGCGUCUGAAGCCGAUCCACAGUAACAGCACCACAGCUUCGCUCAGACGCAGCUCCCCUUACAGACUCCCCGAGUCCUCCAAUGAGAACGACCAGCUGCUCAACUGCACUAUGGACAAAGAGUCCCGGAGACGUUUGACCACAAUGGAGCCCUACCGUGGUAUCUCACCCUAUUGCCUCCCAGUCAUCAACAACUUUGUCACCCCGGUGCCUCCAGCCACAAAGAGGAAAGACAGGGUGGUAAAGGUCCCUCUCAGCAGCACGCUCCGAGGCCGCAGACUGCGUCCUACCACCGCCUCCAGCGGAGCUGACCUCGUUGAGGACCCCCCCAUGCUGAGGAGUUCUGUGCUCCAGAGCCGAGUGUGUGUGAACAUGAUUUACUUUGGCAAAACAGUGCAUCUCUCCCACGACCUGACCGACAUGAGGGAUGAGGUCAAAGUGUUUCAGCAACACUGUGGAGGAGAGAACCUGUGUGUUUUCAAGGGAAUGCUCCACGAGGGAGAGACUUUCCAGUUCAUUUCAAGGCGACACCGAGGUUUCCCCUUCAGCUUGACUUUCUAUCUGAACGGGCUGCAGGUGGAGCGCCUGAGCUCCUGCUGCGAGUUCAAACACAGAAAGGGCCCCAGACUCGGUGGCAGGCACGGACACUUUGGCUUCUGUGGUGUAGAGGGGGCCUCUCCAUGCUACAAGUGCAUCAUAGCAAUGGGACUGGACAAGAAGCCCACCCCUCCACCAAAGAGGGUCAAAGAGGAUGGAGGAAGAGAAGAGACAGUCUUAAGCCCAAAGGGUGGUGCUGAGAUGGAGACAGAGAGGACUGGAGACAAUGCUUCAUCCCACUCUGAGUGUAAAACCAGCCAACCACAGGACGUGAAGACUCAAGUCAAAAAAGAAACUGCUGAUGAGGACAAAGUCAGAGAUGAUUAUGAGGAAGACUUUGAAGCAGAUGACGAGGGCCCUGCAGACGAUGACAGGGCAAAAGAAAAGAAAUCCUCGUCUCCAUCCCGUGGAACUGAAAGGCAGGUUAAAGAGGAGAGAGACGCCUCUGAGACUGAAGACGACGAGAAGGAUGAGGACAUGAAGUCUCGUUCAGGAUCCAGCUUCUCAGGCAGCGAGCAGGAGGAGAGUGAUGCGGAAGCCACCAAAGACUCCCGAGAAGACGAGAAAGCAGAGCAACCUAAAGAGGUCGAUCAAGAGGAAACUACCGUUCUACCAGAUGAAAAAAACAAUGAACCAAAUCAAGAAGAAGCCGCUGAGGCUGAGGCUGAGGCUGAGGCGCCAAAAGACUCCGGGGUACAGGGCAGUGCGGGGGACAGCACGGAGAUAGACUACAGCAUCUCCUCAGGGAAUGAGAAUAAACAGAGUGAAGACACCUUAGGAGAAAAGGAGGUGGAGAAAAUGCUAGAUGAGAGCAAACAGGAGUUGGAACAGGAGAGGGCCAAAUCUGUGCAGGAGAAGCUGGCAGAAGCCAUACUGAAGGAGUCCCAGUGCAACUCCGAGCCCGAACUGAGCGACACCACCACUGAGGAGGAGGAGUCCAUCGAGAAAUGGUCUAAUCAAGACAGCAAGGAUGCAGAACAGCAACAGACACUUGUAAAGGAAACAAAAUGUGAGGAAGAUGUUCGUGAAGAUGAAGUGGUACAGGAUCAUGAAGAGAUGUCUGAACCAAGAGGACAGGAUGACAAAACUCAACAAGAGCCCCAAGAUCAGAAGGUGGAAAUAGAAGAUGGUGAUGAAAAGACGGCAUCAGAAGAAGACAAAAACACAGACAAUGAUAAAAUAGAGGACACCGAAGAUACAGAUGCAGCUCGGCAUCCUGUAUCUGAACAGGAAAUGGCUGAUGGUGACAAGAGUUUAGAACCUCAAGAAGAUGCAGCAACUAAAUCUGCUGAUGGUGAGGCUGCAGAGGAACACAAAGAAAGCGAAGAGAAAACUGCAGCAGAGGUCGACACGCAGCCUGGCGAGACUGGGCGAGAGGCAAAAAGCAGCGAGGAGGAUGAGUCAUCAAUAUCGGAGCUGAAUAAAAACACUGAUGAGACAGCAUCCCCAGAUGAUGCGGAGGCAGAGGCGAUGACAGCAAGCGAGACAAUGGAGAUGAAAGCAGAGCCCUCUGAGGAGAAAGAGGCCCUCAACUGUGAAGAGACACCUGUAACCGACAAAGAAAAGAGGCAGCAAAAAGACAGCGAGGACAGAGACGCAGCAUCAGAGACAGAAGUCACAGCAGAGAAUUCAAGCAGCUCGAUGGAGGGGAGCGGAGACACCACCGUUGAAAAAACAGCAGAUAUAACAGCAGAUAUAAGUGAGGAAAAUGCAAAAGAUGAGAGCAGUAAAGAUGGUGUUAAAGAAGUGGAAGUGUCAGCAGUAGAGGCUGGUAAAGAUGACAGUCCACAAGAAAGGGAUGAUCUAGGCAAAGAGGAGACAGACACAUCACCUGUGGAAAUGGGGGAUAAGGUAGAAAAGAAAUGUGAGGAGGAAGGUCAGGAGAAAGAAAAGCAAACUAAUCCAGAUGAUAAAACACAAGGUGAAAAUAGAGAGGAAAGUAAAAAGGAUGAUACAGAUAAGACAGAAGAGGAAGAGAAUGAGAGUAAGAUGGCGGAAAGUAUGGAAAACAAGGACAGCAAUUCAGAGUUGACUAAAAGUGUCUCAAACACUGAAGGAAAGGCAAAUGAAGAACAAGCUGAGAAAACCCACAGUGACGAAGAUAAUGUUGCAAAUGAAGAGAAGGCAGACGAGUCAGACAAUACAGAGAGGAACAAAGAUAGCAAAAGCAUUGGUAAUAAAAAUGACGAGCAACAAUCUGAAGAAAACGGAGCCGCAACUGAUGAAACUAAUGAGGUGGAAACGGCUGCUGAUGGAGAAAAGGAUGAUGAAGCGGAACAGGAAGAGAAAGAUCAGAAUGAGGACAAGGAUGAGAUUGUUGCAAAGAAUGAAGGUGAUGAAGAAUGUCAAGAGAGAAAAGUUGAUGAGACUGUAGGGGGAGAAGAAAUAUCUGAGAUAACAGAGGAAUCUGAGAAAAGUGCAGAUGCAAACUUGGAUAAAGACGUGAAAAUACCUGAUGAAAAUACUGUUCAGUCAGAGGAUGUCGCUGACAGUGAAGCAGCAGAUGUAGCACACGGGACGAAAACGGCUGAAGAGACGCCAAGCAACGUGAUGGAGGCUGAAGAUGUUGAGAAAGAAACCGAAGGAGGAAGUGACUACAGUGAAAAGGGAGAAGUUGAUGUUGAAAAUGGAGAGAUUUCUACCGUAGCAGCUAGCAAAACGUGUGAGGAUGAGGGAGAGGCUCAAACUGAGGGCAAAGAUGACAAGAGAACAACAGAGGAGCCAGCAGCGGGAGAGAGCACAGAGGUAAAAGAAGUGACUGUUGAUUCUGAAGAUGGGGCUGAAAACCAUGAGGACAACAACGUCGAUGAGGCCCCUGACACUGAUGUGGUACAAAGUGACGCUAAGGAAGGGGAUGACAGUGCGGAAAAGCAAAAUGAAUCCAUUGAAAAUUACUCCGAGCCAAAGACAGCUGGUAGGGAAUUAAAAGAGGAAUUUAAAUUAGAGGACGGGGAGGAAACCAAACAAGAUGAAAAAGGAAACCUAUCUGACCCUGAUCAUGAAGACAGAGAAUUAGAUUUGAUUAAAAAGAGUGACAACAUCCAGAGUAAUGCCACUGAGGUGAUAGUUGCUUCUUCAGGGGAUCAGGCACAAUCUAUAACACCCACAGCUGUGGAUUCACACCAUACAGCUCACAAGUUAGACAAGUCCACUGCACCAUCUGACGCUGAGACUGACAAACACCCCCACGUUGAUGAAAAUGCUGCUGCUGCUGCCGAGCUCUCUGUUACCGAUGGUGAAAACGGAGCAGACACGGAGGAAGCGAGCAAGGCCUCGGAGGAAGGAGCGAGUGUGCUGCUCAAACCUCACGCGCAGGCGUCACAGCUCACGCAAAUCAUUGAUAACACAGACGAGAGCGCUGCAGUAGUUACAGCAACGCCAGAGGCCUUAGCGAGAGAAGACAACACAGAUCUGGUCACAAACUGGAUAACCAUGCAUCAAACAUCAAAGUAUUUUGAGACGUUUGUUGAGCCUUUAGAAGACUUAAAGGAAUCUGCUUCAGACGCUCAAGUAUCUGACGCUAAUGAAGAAGUGACGCAAUCUACAGAGCUGCCGAGAUCAGAGAGUUCACUUCAGAUGGCGAAGAUGACUGGAAAUGCAGAACAAGAGCUCACGCCAAAAGAUGUCAAUGAGUCAAAGGACAAAAGCAAAGAGGAAGCUGUGGUGUUAAACCUUGAAAGCAAUCACUCUGAAGAUGGUGAACUGUGUGAGAAAGACACACUGCAAGUGGAGGAGGAGACUGAGGUAGAAAUCAUGACAGCAAAAGAAGAGAGCGAACAAAACGAUAAAGAGUCUGUGAACGGGCAAGACACGAGGUCAGAGGAGCACAAAGGAAGCCCAGGAUCUGUAGACGAAGACAAGGUGCACGAGGGUUUCAUGCAGGACAGCGCUAAGCAAACUGACUUUUCCAUAACCGAAGUGGAAAGCAUUACCGAUACUCAUCAUUCCGUAACCAGCGGAAGACCUGAGAGUGUCCAUGAGAACCAAACUGAGGAGGAAACUACAGAUGCAGGUCCAGAGCUGAACGAAAAACAAACAGCAGUUGAAGAUGUGAAAGAUCUCUUGCCCUCGUUGAAAACAGAAGAGCAGCACGAGCAAACGACGAGUCCAGUGGGGCUCUCCAAACUAGAUGAACCGAAAGAUACCGAAGAAACAUGGGCAAACAGCAAUGAACAAAGUCGAGAAGUGACAGAAAUAACUGAUUUUACGACGUCCAAGUCAGACGACGGAAGCCAGAAGGAGUCCCCCCAUGAAGACAUCCAACACAAACCGUCAGACGAGAGCAUCAGCGGAGACAGAAGAGACAUGCAGCUGAUCCAAGACAUCAAACACACUCUGAGUAAAGACCGACUGAGCACUUUCUCAGUGGAUGAAACACUGUUUGCGCAAAGUCCAUAUCCUUUGCUGACUGCUGCGAGGACAGAGAGUGGACAUUAGAGCUGCACACUUCAGAGAAGCACCAAGAGGCCCUCAAGUGUCUUGUGGUUUCUGUGUUUACAUUACAAUGGCUUCUCAAAUCCUCUUCAUCCUUCAAUCACCAAAAAGAAGAAGCUGCACGAGGAGUUUUGACUGCUGCAUAAAAUGUUUACAAUAGACCAUCUCUUCCUAUUGUUGUUACCAAAGAGGCGUAGUUUGUGUGAGGUAUCAAGUGCAGCGGCUAUCACCUAUUACCUGUAAACAGAUACUCUUCCACUCACGCUCACAAGGGAUUCAAUAAUUCAUAGUUGUUGGGCUAUCAGUUUGUCCGUAAACUACAUUUGACAUUUGCACUGAUGUUACAGUAGUUUGGCUUCUGUAAUUGCACAGGAUUGUCGUCUUAAUGACAGUUUUAGUAUUUAUUUAGAUGACAUCUAGACAAUAAUGCAGCUGAACAACAAGAAUGCUAACCUUAGCUAAUGUGGUUAAUAAUUCAUCCUUAGGCUACCAAUUAGUCGAAUAAAACAGUGGCAACAAUGUGAAAUGUUACAUCUAGGCACUGAGUUGUGUCAUUGCUGCUAACACUACCUCUCAUUAAAAGAAAUAUACAUAAUCAUUAUUUGUAUUGUCUUUUCACAUGAUUUUUAUGGCGUGUGGGUUAGUGAGCCUCCAUCUUUUCAUUUGAUAUCUUUUA
This is a messenger RNA of Etheostoma spectabile (orangethroat darter), 6437 nucleotides long. RefSeq names its product glutamate-rich 3 (gene erich3). The record is from RefSeq and is a predicted model, not a curated record. The coding region runs from base 242 to 5764 and encodes 1840 amino acids. The transcript is spliced from 15 exons. NCBI's taxonomy places the organism in Eukaryota, Metazoa, Chordata, Actinopteri, Perciformes, Percidae.